Fusarium keratoplasticum is the source of this 1476-nucleotide messenger RNA. Its product is annotated as Monooxygenase. The record is from RefSeq and is a predicted model, not a curated record. Bases 1 to 1476 code for a protein of 491 amino acids. Gene Ontology annotation, molecular function: NADP binding; N,N-dimethylaniline monooxygenase activity; flavin adenine dinucleotide binding. Lineage: Eukaryota; Fungi; Ascomycota; Sordariomycetes; Hypocreales; Nectriaceae. The transcript has a single exon.
AUGACACAAUCGAGCGGCAACACCGUAGACUUUGACGUUGUCAUAGUCGGCGCCGGCAUCUCUGGGAUCAACACUGCUUAUCAUGUCCAGACAAGGGCACCGAAAGGGACCUCCUAUGCGAUUUUCGAGGGCCGAGAUGUUAUCGGCGGUACCUGGGACCUGUUUCGCUAUCCAGGUAUUCGGACGGAUUCCGAUGUCCACACUUUUGGCUUCUCCUGGCACACUUGGGCCGGAGAAAAGCCUCUUGCAGCGGGACAACAGAUUCUCAACUAUAUGCAACAAGCAGCUACAAGUCACGGCAUCGAUAAGAACAUUCGCUUCCGCCAUAAAGUCCUCUCGGCGGACUGGGACUCAAAGCUCUUGUCGUGGUCAAUCAAGGUGCUUGCUGAUGGGCAACCACAAACGUUCCGCGCAUCCUUUAUCAUCUUGGGAACCGGAUAUUAUGACUAUGACGAACCUCUUGCUGCUGAGAUUUCCGGGAUCGAAAGAUUCAAGGGGCCUGUCAUUCAUCCGCAAUUCUGGCCCGAGGCUUUCGACUACAGUGACAAGAGAGUUGUCAUCAUUGGCAGCGGAGCCACGGCCAUCACAUUGGUGCCUGCAAUGUCGGAGGAGGCUGAUCAUGUCACCAUGCUUCAGAGAAGCCCGUCCUAUGUAUAUUCUCUGCCUACUAGAGACUUGGUUGGGACAAUCAUUCGCAAGAUUCUACCUCAUCCUAUCGCUCGACGCAUCAAUCGCCUACGCUGGGUUUUCCUGAGCAAUUUUCUUUACUCCUUCUGCACUUGGUUUCCCAAGGUGGCCAAGUUCCUUCUUACCAAGGCAGCUCGAAAGCAACUCCCGUCAAGCGUAUCGUGGCAUCCUCAUUUCAACCCGAGAUAUGACCCCUGGCAACAGCGACUCUGCUUCUGCCCAGAUGGUGACUUCUACUCUUCGCUUCGGUCGGGAAAAGCAGAUGUGGUUACUGGAAUCAUCAAAGAUAUCACUGCGAAUGCGAUCGAACUCCAAUCAGGAGAGAUACUACACCCUGAUAUUAUUGUCACUGCCACCGGGCUCAACCUCAAAUUCGGGGGUGGGGUGAAACUUUCGGUUGAUCAGCAGGAAGUUGACCCCACUCAACGAUUCAUGUGGAAAGGAUCUCUGCUACAGGAUGUGCCAAACAUGGUCUUUAUACUGGGAUACUUUAAUGCUUCUUUCACGUUAGGUGCAGACGUGACGGCGGAGCUGUUGGUCAGACUACUUUGCACUAUCCAUAAGAAAGGGGCACGAGCUAUUGUUCCACGGAUUCAGGAUCUAGAAUCUACGAAGGAGCAGUCCGUAACCGGGUUGACAUCGACGUAUGUCACGGCUGGGGCAAGUCACCUCCCUAAAGGUGGCCAGGGAAUGUGGGCGCCAAAGUCUAGUUACUUCCCAGAUAUGCUCAAGGCUAAGUGGGGAAGUAUCACGAAGGACCUGGAGUUUCUGUAUGAUGAGUCAAAUUAG